Molecule: messenger RNA, 1062 nt
Organism: Pyrenophora tritici-repentis Pt-1C-BFP
Lineage: Eukaryota; Fungi; Ascomycota; Dothideomycetes; Pleosporales; Pleosporaceae
Source: RefSeq, a predicted model, not a curated record
AUGGCUGUUAAAGAGUGCUAUGCUCACGAGGAGCCGCAGCAGAAACCUUGGGUUCAGACUCCGUUGAGGGAGUCAGUCUUUCUCAAGCUGGAGAACCUUCAGCCCUCUGGAUCAUUCAAGUCACGAGGUAUCGGUAACUACAUCCUCCGCCGCCUUGAAGAACUCCCACAAAACUCUCGUCCACACAUAUACGCCUCCAGUGGUGGCAAUGCCGGCCUCGCAGCUGUCCACUCUGCCCGCGCCCUGAACCUCCCCUGCACCGUCGUAGUACCAACAGCUACAGCGCCCCUGAUGGAUCAAACAUCGACAAUUUACUGCCCACCCUUUGACCACCCAGAUAUCUGGGAGGGUAACAGCACUUGCAUGCACGAAAUCGCCGCUCAACUCCCCGGCUCCGAGCCUGAUGUACUAAUCUGCUCCGUUGGCGGUGGCGGCCUUCUCAAUGGCAUAUGCCAGGCAAUGGACUCGCUCUCCAUGAGCAAGACAACCAUUCUGGCCAUGGAGACAGCAGGCGCUGAGAGUUUCAAUGCAGCUCUGCAGGCCAAGGAGCUGAUCACGUUACCGAAAAUCACGUCUCAAGCGACUAGCUUGGGCUGUGCCCGUGUAACAGAUGCUACGUUUAAAUACGGCCAGCGUGGCAACGUGCGAAGCAUAGUGCUUCCCGACGCGGAGGCAGCCAUGGGAUGCUGGCGUCUCGCGGAUGACGAACGCAUCAUGGUAGAGCUAGCAUGUGGCAUCAACGUUGCCCUCUGUUACGACGGCCGCCUCGAAAAGGCGCUCGGCCGCCCUGUGCGCCCAGAGGAUAAAGUUGUCAUCGUACUCUGUGGCGGAAGCAAUGUCACAAGUAAAAUGCUGUAUGACUGGAGGAACGAGUAUGCGUACAUUGAAGAAGAAACUGAGGAAAGGAGAAAGAGCGAUUCGGCGCUUGGCAGCGAGACUCAGAGUGAGACGGGUAGCGUCAAGGACAUGGACAUUGCCGAGGCGAUGGAGAACGUACCAAGUGAGUACAGUAAGCCAUUGGCCAUUGAUGGCAUCGAAGUUCGCUGCUUAGAGUGCUCAUAA